This is a messenger RNA of Perca fluviatilis (European perch), 784 nucleotides long. RefSeq names its product actin related protein 2/3 complex, subunit 4 (gene arpc4). The coding region runs from base 126 to 632 and encodes 168 amino acids. Gene Ontology annotation, biological process: Arp2/3 complex-mediated actin nucleation; actin filament polymerization. Gene Ontology annotation, molecular function: actin filament binding. The transcript is spliced from 6 exons. The record is from RefSeq and is a predicted model, not a curated record. NCBI's taxonomy places the organism in Eukaryota, Metazoa, Chordata, Actinopteri, Perciformes, Percidae. Gene Ontology annotation, cellular component: actin cytoskeleton; Arp2/3 protein complex.
CUCGAAAUAGGAAGCAGAGUUAGUUCCGUUAUGUUCACGGAAAAGGAGAAUGCGGAAAAGCCCUCAUAAGUGUAACGUUAACGUUAGCUACUUCCGCCUUUAGCCGCCUCUCAUCACACAGAGAAAUGACGGCAACCCUGCGCCCAUAUCUCAAUGCAGUUCGUGCGACCCUGCAGGCCGCCCUCUGCCUGGAGAAUUUCUCCUCGCAAGUGGUGGAGAGACACAACAAGCCAGAGGUGGAAGUACGGAGUAGUAAAGAGUUGCUUCUUCAGCCUGUGAUCAUCAGCCGUAACGACAAGGAGAAAGUUCUGAUUGAGGGCUCCAUCAACUCUGUCCGAGUCAGCAUCGCUGUCAAGCAGGCAGAUGAGAUUGAGAAGAUUCUGUGCCAUAAGUUCAUGCGUUUCAUGAUGAUGAGAGCAGAGAACUUCUUCAUCCUGAGGAGGAAACCAGUGGAGGGCUAUGACAUCAGUUUUCUCAUCACCAACUUUCACACAGAGCAGAUGUACAAACAUAAACUGGUGGACUAUGUCAUUCAUUUCAUGGAGGAAAUUGACAAGGAGAUCAGUGAAAUGAAGCUGUCGGUCAACGCCAGGGCUCGUAUUGUUGCAGAGGAGUUCCUCAAAAAUUUCUGAAAGAGAGGAAAACCUGGAAAUACAUUCCUUUCACCAAUCUUGGCCGUCACUGUGGAGCUUUCACAUCACAGAGCUGAGAGGAGACAAAAUCUGAUUAGCCAAGACAAGUUGAGAAACAUAAGACGUACAAUAAAGAUGUACAGGCCAAUGGA